This is a messenger RNA of Sinocyclocheilus grahami, 3092 nucleotides long. RefSeq names its product rab11 family-interacting protein 4A. Lineage: Eukaryota; Metazoa; Chordata; Actinopteri; Cypriniformes; Cyprinidae. The coding region runs from base 133 to 1998 and encodes 621 amino acids. Gene Ontology annotation, molecular function: calcium ion binding. The transcript has 15 exons. The record is from RefSeq and is a predicted model, not a curated record. Gene Ontology annotation, biological process: regulation of cytokinesis; endocytic recycling. Gene Ontology annotation, cellular component: cleavage furrow; recycling endosome membrane; midbody.
CUCUCCUCCAGCUGGACUGAAGAAGCGCUGCUGCUGCUGCUGUCAGAGCGCCGAGGCUGAGGUGAUGGAGAGCGCUCUCGCAGCUGCCCGGUCUCUCUAAUACAGCGCGUUUAACAGCGCCUCUUCUUAAGGAUGGACGGCAAUGUCUUCCCCGACCAAGAGCAGCUGCUGGUUUUCCUGAAAAAGCUCAAAGAAGUGUUCGACGUGUGCGACGAGGACGCAGACGGGUAUAUUCGCGUUGAGCACUUCGUGGACCUCGGUCUACAGUUCGGCCAAGGAGAUGAAGUGAAGAAGUUUGCCAAGUACCUGGAUCCCAAUGCUCAUGGCAGAAUUAACUUCAAAGAUUUCUGUCAUGGAGUGUUUGCAAUCAAAGGCUGUGAGGAGAUCCUGAAAUCAGCACUUGGGACCCCCAACAUCAGUGCACAACCAUACCAGACGGACAAUGGCUACUACUAUCAGCACGGGGAGGGGAGUCUGGGACCCCCGAUCAUUGUGUGCACGCGGCCAUACCCAGAGUGCCAGCUGUAUUCUGAUGAGGAAGCAAUGGGCGGACGGGACGUGCAGGAGGCAGACAUGGACAGUGCAGGAGACAGUGGGGCAGGGUCUGAAUCUUCUGAAGGAGGACGUCAUGAUGAUAAAGAAGAAGGACUGGGUGGACUCUUUCUACGUGGAAACAGCUGUGGUCAGAUGGUGUCGUCAGCAGCCGCUUCAGUAAUCUCAGUGGAGGAGCAGUUUGAGGACUAUGGAGAGGGAGAAGAUGUGGACUUCACUCCCAGCAGCCCCAUCCCUGAUGAUGACACACGUACCAAUGGUUUCUCUGACUUGGGCUCCUCUCUGCCCUCCAGUGCUGGCCAGACCCCUCAGAAGAUCAGGCACCUGUACAACAGUGAGCUUCUGGAUGUUUACUGCUCUCAGUGCUGCAAGAAAGUCAACCUGCUCAAUGACCUAGAGGCCAGACUCAAGAACCUCAAAGCUAACAGCCCAAACAGGAAAAUUUCCAGUACAGCAUUUGGUCGUCAGCUCUUCCACCACAGUAACUUCAGCAGCAGUCAGGGCAGUACAGAGGACCUGUUCAGAGACAGCAUCGACUCCUGUGACAUUGACAUCACUGAGAAGGUGAGUUAUUUGGAAAAGAAGAUAACAGAGCUUGAGAACGACAGUCUGGCUAAUGGAGAUUUGAAAUCCAAACUUAAACAGGAAAACACACAACUAGUUCACAGGGUACAUGAGCUGGAGGAGCAGAUCAAAGAUCAGGAGACACGUGCAGAGCAAUGUUUAGAGGAGGAGCUGAAGAGACACAGAGAGGCCUACAGUAAGAUGGAGAGAGACAAGAGUACUGAGAUUGAAAUGCUUAGUAACAGGGUCCAACAGCUAGAAGAGGAGAAUGCAGAGAUGAAAGUGAAUGUGUGCAGACUCAAGUCUCAAACUGAGAAACUGGACCAGGAGAAGCAACGUAUGACAGAUAAACUGGAAGACACAAGCCUGCGUUUGAAGGAUGAGAUGGAUCUGUACAGGAAAAUUAUGGAUAAACUUUGGCAGAACAGACAUGAGUUUCAGAAGGAGCGAGAGGCCAUGCAAGAGCUGAUUGAGGACCUGCGGCGUGAACUGGAGCACCUCCAGCUCUUUAAACUGGAGGCUGAGAAGCCCGGCCGUGGCCGUAACACCGCGGGACUGUCCGAGUACAACGCCAAGACUCGAGAGAUUGAACUGGAGCAUGAAGUGAAACGGCUUAAGCAGGAAAACCAUAAACUCCGAGACCAGAACGAUGAUCUGAAUGGACAGAUUCUCAGCCUCAGCCUUUACGAGGCCAAAAACCUGUUCGCAUGUCACACCAAGGCCCAGUCACUGGCAGCAGAGAUAGACAAUGCCUCCAGAGAUGAGCUGGUUGAAGCUUUGAAAGAACAAGAGGAGAUCAACUUCCGUUUAAGGCAGUACAUGGACAAGAUCAUCCUGGCUAUCCUCGAUCACAACCCCUCCAUUUUAGAGAUCAAGCAUUAGGCUCCUGAGAGUGGAUAGAGGACUCACAGUCGGCAGAGAGCUCCCCCUUCAGGCCAGGGGUGUGAAAUGCACCACCUCUGCCCCCUUACACCAAGUCAUCAUGUAUUUACAGAGCAAGUUGCUGUCGAAAUGAUCGUGUCUCUCAUGUGCUCCGUCUCACACACGUGGGUCACGGUUUCCGUCACUACUCAUGUCAUCACGCUGUAGAAAUGACAAAAACAUGUGAUGAAACUGGAAUCUAGAGUAGAAGUGUACUUUUCACUCUCAGUUAUAUACACUCUACCUCUGAGUAUGUACAACUCAGUGUUGUAUUCUACACAUUAACUAAACAAGUAGAAUUAUAUUAAAUAUCACACGAUCACACCAUAUAGGAGAGCUAUACGUGCACCCUAUGGCAUGUGGGGUUUAUUAACAUUAUUUGAGCAUUUAAUCAGCCCUCAAGAAUUUCUUUAUAAAGUGCUGUUUGUCUAUGACGUCUUAACAAUCCAGCACUGAAUCAAUGGACAGAGCAAUAGGAAGCCAUACUGUAAUAAUCAGCAGAAAAGGGAAUUUCUUUUGAAUGUUCUCUGCCAACAUACAUUGUGGUCUGCUGUUGAAACAAUAAUAAAAUCAUGUCAGUCCAUCCCAAGAUGCACUGCUGUUAAUGGCUGACGCUUCUAACUAACGGGUCUGUACUGACCAUCAGCAUCCUUUGACUGAGGGGUCACAUGUAGAGAAGCACAAGUGAACUAUGUGCGUACAGACCACACAGUUAUACAAUAUAGUAUAUACGUAUAGAAAUAAAACUCUAUUGAAAAUGUGAAAAAGAAAGGUUUAUUUUUCUUAGAUGUUCGGAUGAAAUGGUCCGCUGAAGUUUAAGGAAGAGGUGGAUGUUAUACAUAAUGAGUGAGAGGUAAAUGAUUAUGAUAUAAUGAAGUCUUCUUGUUUAACAAGAACUACAAAAGCCACAAAAUUGUGGACAUAGUACAGUCUGGUUAAAACAUUAAGAUCAUGGUCAAUGUCUGUACUAGAACAAUGCAUUGUCUAAAUUCAAACAUAUGCAAAUCCAUAUAUAAAAAAGUUUAUAUACAUAUAUAUAUACACUACUGUUAAAA